This is a messenger RNA of Cucumis melo (muskmelon), 4060 nucleotides long. RefSeq names its product kinesin-like protein KIN-14J. The transcript is spliced from 23 exons. NCBI's taxonomy places the organism in Eukaryota, Viridiplantae, Streptophyta, Magnoliopsida, Cucurbitales, Cucurbitaceae. Gene Ontology annotation, molecular function: microtubule motor activity; ATP binding; microtubule binding. Gene Ontology annotation, biological process: microtubule-based movement. The record is from RefSeq and is a predicted model, not a curated record. The coding region runs from base 517 to 3804 and encodes 1095 amino acids.
AAAAGAGGAAGAACAAGGAAGAGAGAGGAGCUUCUUUAUUUUUCGUUUCAACUUUUUUUUUUAUUUUUUAAAUUUUCUUCAAUAUCUUCCUUCAAAUCAAACACAUUGUUUUGUUGUCUCUGAAUUUUCGGACCGGAUUUGUGGCUCAUACCUUAGCUGAUUUUUUUUGAUUUUCUUUCUCCAUUUUUUCCUUCUGCAAAUCGACCUGGAGCUUUGUAUUUUCCGGUCCUAAUUUUUGCUUUUUUCUUCUUGCUUUUUUUUUGGUUUCAAUCGGGCCCCUUUGACGCAAAAAUUCUCAGGUUUUCAAGAAAUCUUUCUGGAUAACCUCAUUUUGUUCGUGUUGUCAAAGGUCGGCCUUAGCUGAAAUUUGGGUGGCAACUGGCAAUGUUUCCUCAGUUUCUCAUCUGCAUUUCACAGCUUCAUGUUUGCCUGGAUUGUGGAGAGAGUAGAUCCUUGAGGAUUUUGUUAUGAACAUUCACUUGGAGCUGUACUCAGCUGGUUCAGAAGUUCUGGUGAAUGGCUGAAUCCAAACUGAAAUUGGAGCUGGUGGAGUGGUUAAAUUGUAUGCUCCCCCAUAUAAAUUUGCCACUGGAUGCUUCAGACGAGGAAUUGAGAGUAUGCUUGAGUGAUGGAAGUGUAUUAUGCAGCAUCUUGGAUAAACUAUGCCCUGGUGUAUGUCAGGGAGGCAAUUCGAAGCCCAUCACUCCUAAUAUCGAGAGAUUUCUGAUAACUCUGGAUGAAUUAGGACUUCCUGGCUUUGAACCUUCUGCCUUGGAGCAGGGAUCUAUUGCACCAGUUUUGCACUGCCUGAGCACACUUCGAGCUUCCUUUGAUUUGAGUGUUGGGGAUGAGUACACUCAAAAUCAUUCACGAAAAAGAUGGAACUUAUGCGAAGUAGAUUCAUUAGAUGGAAUCAAUAAUUUAUCUGGGCAAAGAUUUCAAGAUUUUCAGAAUGGUUCAGUUGUAUCAGUGCCGUCAUAUGGUUUAAACAGCCAUAUUCAAUAUGAGGAUUAUGGGGAGCAAGAACAAAUUCAUGAUGUUUCUGGUUCUAACGUCGUGGAGUUGAUAAAAUCAGAGAAUCUUGAGAAUGUCUCUACUGAAUCACUUUUCAAUAUGAUCAAUAGAAUUCUGGAUGGCACUGUUGAAACAAAAAAUGGAGACGUGUCACAUCAAGUAGCUUAUAUUCUGAGAAAAGUUGUACAAGUGCUUGAGCAGAGAAUUUUAACUCAUGCUGGAAACCUGAAACAUCAAAGCAAUCUUUUGAAAGCUCGGGAGGAGAAAUUUCUCUCAAAAUUAAGAGUCCUUGAAACCCUUGCAACAGGAACCACGGAAGAAAAUGAGGUUGUCAUGAACCAGCUUCAGCGUUUGAAGAUUGAAAUGUUCAAGGUAGAGGAGAUGAAAAACUGUGAGGAGCAGGAUAAGAUGGCGUUGAAGGAGCAAAAGGCACUCUGUGAUGUCAAGUUAUCAAACCUUAAAGAUGAGCUAGAAAAAGCCAAAAGUGAACAUGAAAAUCAUUGCUUACAACUGGAAACAAAUGCUAAGGAGGAGAAAGCUAAGUAUGAGGAGAAGCUAAAUGAACUUGAAUGCUUAUUAGCUGAUUCCAGGAAGCACGUUAAGGAACUUGAGACAUUUUCUGAAUCUAAAUCACUGAAAUGGAAAAAGAAAGAGUUCGUCUAUCGAAAUUUUGUUGAUGAUCUGCUUCGAGCAUUUCAGGGAUUAAGGAUUUCAGUGGACUCCAUCAAACGUGAGGUCUUGAAUACAAAAGGAAACUAUGCUGAGGAUUUUAAUUUCCUCGGAAUGAAGUUCAAAGGAUUAGCAGACGUGGCUCAGAAUUACCAUGCAGUUUUGAACGAAAAUAGAAGAUUGUAUAAUGAAGUUCAGGAUUUAAAAGGCAACAUUCGAGUGUAUUGUCGGAUACGGCCAUUUCUUCCAGGACAAAGCAAGAAGCUAACUACAGUUGAAUAUAUUGGUGAAAAUGGUGAAUUGGUAAUUAUAAAUCCUGCUAAACAAGGAAAAGACAAUCGUAGACUAUUCAAAUUCAAUAAAGUUUUUGGUCCAACAUGUUCACAAGAGGAUGUAUUUUUAGACACUCAACCAUUAAUUCGAUCGGUCCUUGAUGGAUAUAAUGUUUGCAUAUUUGCUUAUGGACAAACUGGUUCAGGAAAGACAUAUACUAUGAGUGGACCUGAUGUAUCGUUGAGAACAGAAUGGGGUGUUAACUAUCGAGCAUUAAAUGACCUCUUUGAAAUUUCUCAAAGCAGGAAAGGCUCUAUUUCCUAUGAAAUUGGUGUCCAAAUGGUUGAGAUAUACAAUGAACAAGUCCGUGAUCUGCUCUCAACUAGCGGUCUUCCAAAGAGACUUGGGAUUUGGAACACCACUCAACCAAAUGGGCUUGCAGUACCUGAUGCUGGUAUGCAUCCUGUUAGAUCUACUGGCGAUGUCCUGGAUUUGAUGAAGAUUGGAUUGACAAACAGGGCAGUUGGAGCAACAGCCUUGAAUGAAAGAAGCAGCAGAUCUCAUAGUGUGCUGACAAUUCAUGUUCGAGGUGUGGACUUGGAGACAGAUGCUAUUUUACGUGGUAGUCUCCAUUUAAUAGAUCUUGCCGGCAGUGAAAGGGUGGACCGGUCAGAGGCUACUGGAGAUAGGCUGAAAGAGGCACAACACAUUAACAAAUCAUUGUCAGCUCUUGGGGAUGUAAUUUUUGCUCUUGCACAGAAGACUUCGCACAUUCCUUACAGAAAUAGCAAACUAACCCAAGUUCUCCAAAGUUCUUUAGGUGGUCAAGCGAAGACACUCAUGUUUGUACAGAUUAAUCCUGAUGUAGAUUCGUACUCUGAAACAAUAAGCACCUUGAAGUUUGCUGAAAGAGUUUCUGGUGUAGAGUUGGGUGCUGCCCGUAGCAACAAAGAGGGUAGAUAUGUUAGAGAACUCAUGGAUCAGGUGGCCGUUCUCAAGGAUACCAUUGCAAAUAAAGAUGAGGAGAUUGAGCGGUUGCAGUUGCUUAAAACUAAUGGCAAUGGUGUAAAGCAUGGCGUUGGUUCCCUAAGACAGGAGUCAUUUUCUCCUAGAAGACACUCUAGCAUAACUCCUCGGCAGAGCCAAAAGCCAUCAGGGAGAAAAGGCUUAGGCAUGAAUAAAGCAGCAUCUGACGUGGACAAUUUCUCAGAUUAUGACAGGCGUUCUGAAGCUGGAUCACUUCAGUCUAUGGAUGACUUUAAAUAUCAUAAGCGUUCUGAAUCUGGAUCACAUCUGUUUAUAGAAGACUUUAGACAUCAUAAGCGUUCUGGAUCUGGAUCGCAUUUGUCUGUAGAGGACUUUAGACAUCAGAAGGAAUCUUCUUCACAGUUAAGGGAUUUAAGUCAGAAUGUUACUGAUGAUGUUGACCUUUUAGGCUUUGGAAAUGCUGAUUCGGAUGAGAGGUUAAGUGACAUAUCAGAUGGGGGGCUUUCAAUGGGAACUGAAACCGAGGGAUCAAUUUGCAGUGUCGUGGAAUACACUCUAUUCCCUGAAGUUCCAAAGCCAUCAGAUGUUUCGUUUGCUGAUUCUAAGUACCCAGAGGGCACAUUGGAUGUGAAAAGGCAAGCAGAGAGUGCAACAACUGGGGUGAAGUCAUUGAUUCCUAUUCCAGAAAAAACCAAUGCACCAUCGAAGACAGGCGCCAGGCCCCCACAAAAGCCCAUGCAAGCCAAAUCGUCAAGAGUUUCAUUGACGAAAAGCUCCUCAAAGGCUCCAAUAGCAUCAAGUAUCAGAAAAACGAUUGUUGGCAGCUCAUCAUUGACUAAAAGCAGGACAAGGUGGAAGUGAAUCAACCUAAAAGUAAUCUGGGUAGAAAAAUUCUUAGAGCCUAAUCAUUAUUUUGUGUAGUUCUUGGUUGCAGUUUAACUUCACACUUGGUAGUUUCUGGCUCAUCUCAUAGGCUCUGCCUUUUGCCAUUCUAAUUGGAAUAUCAUAAUUUCUUCCUCUUGUUGUAUAUUUGUGUGCUAAAAGGUUAGCUAUUGUUUAAAUAACAAUCAUCACUUCAAACCUUUCCAUCCUCUAAUAUUAUAUCUCUCUAUCUGAA